AAAGCCGGCGGCGCAGCCCCUGCCCUUGCCUCCCCCGCGCCUCACCCGGCCGCGUCCAGUCAGCGCGCUUGACCGGGCGAGGGAAGGAGAAGCCCCUUCGGGCGCCGCCGUCAUGUCGCAGCCGGGGAAAGGCAAAAAGCACCCCGCCAAGGGGGACAGAGCGCAUGGUGAUAAAAGUGCAAGUGGAGCAGCUGGGGAUCAAAAAGGAGCAGAAGCAGCCAAGAAGAAGCCUGCCAAGACAGGUGUUGCUGAAUCUCCUAAAACACAGUCAAGUGGGACAUCUUCCAUCAGUAAGGUACAGCCUUCAUCCGCUGUUGGCUCAAAACCGACUCCCACCAUGAAACCUUCUGAAACAAAGGCUUCUUCAAGCCAACAAAAGACGAGUGGAUCGGAAUCCCACAAAAAGAAAAGAAACAAGAAGCAGGCAAUACAGAAGUCAAAGACAGAAUCUGAAAAAGCAGCACAGUUAGCCAAGACACAGCUGGAUGCUUCUACAACUAAACAUCCAUCUGAAGAGAAGCAAAAAGACUCUAGAGGGGCAAAAAGCCCAAGCAAGCCUCCUACUGUAACAGAACCUGAAAAAACAGUGCCUGGAAAAGCAGCCUCUAUUCAGACUGAUGGGUCACCAGCACAGCUGAUAACAAAAGAGGAGCCAAAGGCAAAAUCUGACCACAAGCCAUUGCCUAGCGAAGGGGCGGUUGCAGCUGUGGCUGGUGCAGCUGGAGCAGUUGCAGCUGCUGGGUUGACUGCUGCAGCUGCAGAGUCUAAAGAAGAUAGAUCAAUAGCCACAACUCCUGCUGCAGCGGGCAGUAAACCACCGGAUGAAAAGUCUAAAGAAGAUAAAUCAAUAGCCACAACUCCUGCUGCAGCAGGCAGUAAACCACCGGAUGAAAAGUCUGACUUAGAUACUGCCUUAGAUGAUUUAAUAGAUACACUUGAAAGUCCUAAAGAAAAUGAGCCACCUGCUCCUGCAUAUACUGGACCAGAAAUUUCGGAGGACCCAUUGUCUUCCAUUUACAUCGAAGAGCUGGGCAAACGAGAGAGCACAAUUCCUCCAAAGUACAGAAAACUAUUGGAGAGUAAAGAAGCUGACAAGGUAGUUCCCCCACCAGGAGCAGUGGGAGAAUCUCAGCCAACAAUGACAGAUGAUGACCUAGCGGAUGCUCUGUCAUCUGAUUUUACUUGCAGUGCCGUACUACCUGCUGGAGAGAAGAGUGUUGAGCCAAAAGAGAAGAAACCUGCAGAAGAAGGUGAUCUUCUGCAAGCUGAGUCCUUGACUUUGGUCCAUACUUCGGCUCCUCCUAAAGAGAAGAAACCUAAACUGGAAGAGGCAGCAAUCAGUGACAGUGCCUUGGAUGCUCUUGUGGAUACGCUUGGCAUGCCAGAACCGGAGCCUGAAGAAGACCUGAGCUCCAUUGUAGAAGUGGAAGAGCCAAAGGCCAAAGAAAGAAAAGAGAAGAAGCCUGGUGAACAAGAUGAUACCAUUCCUCCAGAGUACCGAUUAAAACCAGUCUUGGAUAAAGAUGGGAAGCCCUUGCUGCCAGAGCCUGAAGAAAAGCCGAAGCCUAUUAGUGAAUUUGACCUAGCUGAUGAAUUCUCAAAAGACUUUGCCAGCUCUCCUCCAGAAAUAUCAGAACCAUCUAAACCUGCGGAUGUGCCGACGAAGCCUGUAGCUGUUGAGCCUUCAGAAGCUUCCAAAGAAAAAGUAACUGCCUCUCCUGCAGUUCCUUCUGUGCAAUCUUCAUUACCUUCAGCGGUUUCUACUAAGCCUUCAGUGGCUCAGCCCGAAAAGAUUCCUACAGAACAUGUGGUCUCUGCUGCUGCUGCUCCUGUUAUACAAUCCUCAGCUCCCACAGCAACCCCUCCAAGUGCACAGGUAACUGAUGAAGCACUGGAAGCUUUAUCUGGAAGUCUAGGAACAAGACAGCUUGAUCCUGAGGAAAAAAAGCCUGCUGUGGAUAAAAUGAAGGAAAAGGCGAAACAAGAAACACGUGAAAAACUGGGAGAAGAUGAAGAAACGAUCCCGCCUGAGUACAGAUUAAUCGAAGCAAAGGAUAAAGAUGGGAAGCCGCUUUUGCCCGUACCUGAAGAAAAGCCAAAGCCCUUGAGUGAAAGUGAACUUCUUGAUGCUUUGUCAGAAGGAUUUUCUUCACCAGCACCGACCUCAGAGGUUCCCACUUCUGCUGAACUUCAAAAAUCUCCAGGUACUCGCAAGCCUGCUGUCACCCCCACUGAAGAAACCAUCUCUUCCGUCUCAGCUUCUGCAGUACAUUCGUCUGCUCCUCAACCAGCAGCUACCCCAGAUCAGAAAGAGCGUGACGAUGCUGCAGAUCUUCUUGCAGAUUCACUGGGACAAAGAAAACCUGAUCCAGAUGAAAACAAACCGGCUGUCGAUAAAAUAAAGGAGAAAGCUAAAUCUGAACAUAGAGACAAACUUGGAGAGAGAGAUGAUACCAUCCCACCUGAUUAUAGGCAUCUCCUAGACUCUGAUGAGAAGGGUAAGCCAGUAAAGACAAAGAGCAAAGAUGGUGAGAAACCUAAAGAACAAAAGAAGCCAGCUGACGACUCAGCAGCUAUUGAUGCUCUUUCCGGAGACUUUGAUAAUAUUGCAAAACUUCCUCCCUCACAACAGCCUUCAACAAAGGAUGAAAAAUCAAAAGAUGCUGCUACAUCUAAAUCGGGUAGAAAGGAUGAAAAGAAAUCUAAGUCUUCCAAAAAGGCAAAGGAGCAGUCUUCUAGUGCAAAAUCUGAGAAACAAAAGAAAAGUUAAAUGUUACCAGUGCAAAGAGUCUUCAUGUUGCUGAUGGGUUGCUGCACUUGAACAAAAGCUAUUUUGCCGAAGCAAGAUAGUCUCCUGGGUGGUUUUUGUAUUGUGGUAUUUGGAUAUUUUGGCACGCUAUGCAUAUAUUUUGCUAUUUUCAAGUAAGAACUAACUUUUUUUCUAGCCUUAUUUUGCUGUCUUUAUUUUGUAUUAUUCUUCAUUUCUGAGAGGGAAACAAUGCUUUAUAUUUGUAAGACAUAUAUUUCCUAUGGAUUUAAUAGCAAUGAAAGUCUGCAAAGUUUUGCACAUUACACUUAGUGCCUGUAAAUCUCAGCAGAGUUCACUGAAUCUAUCCUAUGUAGGGGGUGAUGGGCAAUUUUUGGCCCUCUCUCAGCCGUUGUACUGCUAUUCUGAUCGGCCCCAGCCAAUCAGGAAGGUUGAUGGAGGUUAUCCAACAACAUACAAAAGUCCAUACAUUGCCCUACCCAUUUUUAAACAUUCUGGAAUACACUGAAUUUGGGCUAUCAUCUGCCUGUGUAGGCUGUUUUCCUGUGGGUAUUUCUUUGAGAGAACGAUUGUUGGUGAGGGAGCACCCAGCUUUCAAACUGGGAGAAGCAAUCAUUUUCAUCCUGGAGUUCUAACACUAUAGUAUCAAACACAGACAGUGCCAUUAGUAUUUCCAUUCAAAAUCUUUACUCUUUCUGUCAUCACUGUUUUUACAUAUAUGCUGCAUCUGCUAGCAAAUUCCAGGGACAAUAUAAUAUUGCAUUAUAAUUAUAGCAAAGGAUGGUGGUGCUUUGGAAGGGAUGCAGUUUUGUGGUCUCUGCUUCACUCCCUUUGAUGGACAGAACUGUACCCAGGGAGUCCAGUGACGGAAUGUUUAACUUGCACAUGUUGCACUGGUGUAGCCCCCAGCCCAAGAGCAGAAGACACAAAGCAGCUUCUUCCACAUAGGUAUGUAGGCAGCAUAGCAAAAUAUGAAUGGGAUUUGUGAGUUAAUACGAUAAUGCUUGCACAAAUCUUGGGUGUUUCACUGUUCCCUGCAUUGAGUUGAAAGGGGGAUAUGGCUCCAACAGCAAAUUCUCAUAUGCUUUACAAUCUGAGUAGCAACUUUUUAUUGACUUGUGGAGUAAAACACAAGUUUUACUCCACAAGUCAAUACUUCUUAUUGACUUGUGUGGUAAAAUGGCCAAGCCAGCUUUGCAAGGCACUUUAGUUUGAGACACAGGGCUACAGUCCACUUGGAACACAAUCUGUAUGAAUCACAUUGAACCGCAUGAUGAAACCAUCUCUUUUUGCCACAGUUCUUGUUUCCUUCAAAAGGUGAAAGGGCAGGAGGUGUUCACUAUGCAUUGUAGCUUUAAUCUUGAUGAUGAUGAGAAUUUGGAUUGUCCUUGACAAUUUGUAAUGUUAAUACUGAACUGCAUUUGACAAUCUGUAUUGAGAUUCUGUGUCACAGUAAUAAAGUUUUUUGGAAAUAAUUA
Molecule: messenger RNA, 4245 nt
Organism: Pogona vitticeps (central bearded dragon)
Lineage: Eukaryota; Metazoa; Chordata; Lepidosauria; Squamata; Agamidae
Gene: CAST
Product: calpastatin
Cellular component (GO): cytoplasm
Molecular function (GO): calcium-dependent cysteine-type endopeptidase inhibitor activity
Source: RefSeq, a predicted model, not a curated record